AUGGAUAUGCUCGAUGCAGCUUUUGUCAAUCACGACUACUCUUCAUUUCAUCCAGCUCUCGUGCCGUCUGAGGUGCCGGGCGACAUUCCCUCGUACCUCGAUUCGUCCUCCGCAGGCGUCCACAGUGACAGCUCAGAACCUUCGCUUGCUCGUUCUCAUUUCUCCAUUCCAGGUCAAGAACAUUACGUCGAAGACUCCUUCGGCACAGACAGCAAUUGGCUUGGGGACUUCUACUCCCCCAACUGCGACUUUUGCUGCUCUUUUCCCACGCCGUGGCAAGUGUGCUCUCAAUUUGUCGAGGAUACCAUAUUGCAGGAUGCAACAACGAGCCUUGAAAUCUCUCACACCCCUUCAACCUUAGAAACUUGGUCUCCAGUGUGCACGUCGACCAGCCACCCUUCGCAGGCGAGCCCCCUAGCAUUAUGGGAGGAGAUGGGAGGACACAAUUACUCCGCGAGUGUUUCAGUUUAUGGAGGACAACAUCCUAACUCAAUGCAACAACCAGGAUUUCCUGUACAAUUAGACUGUCAGCUUGACCGGAAGAUCGACCCGACGUCGCCGGAUCCGCAGAAGAUCAAGAGCAAAAGUCUCCACCGGGAACACAAGCGCGAGCACGAUGGUCAACAUAGUUGCGCAACGUGUCAAAAGACCUUUACAAGAGCGGCAAGUCUCGCCACGCACAUGAAAAUACACGGGGCUGGACCAUACGUGUGCCAAAUCUGCACCAAAGAGUUCCCCAAGGCCUCGAACUACCGCCGACACCUCAAUGUUCACAACGAGAAUCGCCAGAAGAGGAAGUGUCCCAAGGAGGGCUGUGGCAAGACAUAUGCGUUUGCGGGUUGCUUGUCCCGGCACAUCAAGUCGCACUACACGGAUUACAUGUGUGGCGAUUGUCACAAGCUGUUCAAUCGGUCGGAUCUCAGAAACAGGCACCAGACCAAGCACUGCCGCAAAGCCCGAGAGCGACGAGCAGCCGGGGAUCUUUUGCUACCGCAACCCCAAGAUGUACAGUCACAGCCGCUGCAGGAGUAUCACCAGGUCGACGAGCCGGCCCAUACGCUCGCACAGUCGCCAAUGCCAGCACAAACCUUUACCAUUUACCAGCAAGGCAACGACACCGUUCAGAGAUCAGCGCCGCAGCCCGCUGUCCAUUGCUCCGACGGAUGCUCCAGAGAUACAGCUCCAAACGAUGGGUGGGACUUCAACUAG
Fonsecaea monophora is the source of this 1209-nucleotide messenger RNA. RefSeq lists its product as hypothetical. Bases 1 to 1209 code for a protein of 402 amino acids. The record is from RefSeq and is a predicted model, not a curated record. Lineage: Eukaryota; Fungi; Ascomycota; Eurotiomycetes; Chaetothyriales; Herpotrichiellaceae. Gene Ontology annotation, cellular component: nucleus. The transcript is spliced from 4 exons.